Molecule: messenger RNA, 2481 nt
Organism: Drosophila grimshawi
Lineage: Eukaryota; Metazoa; Arthropoda; Insecta; Diptera; Drosophilidae
Product: transferrin
Exons: 4
Coding region: 201-2366 (721 amino acids)
Biological process (GO): iron ion transport
Cellular component (GO): recycling endosome; early endosome; plasma membrane
Source: RefSeq, a predicted model, not a curated record
AUAAUUAUAAAAGUAUAGAGGGAGAGAGAGAGACUUGUCGCAUAUAUACAUGAGAGUACAUAUUGGUGGGCGUAUCGCUGAUAGCGCUACUAAUUUCACAAACAUCCUGAGACUUGAUGUAAAUGUUAAAAUUGUCCUACCUUAAAAUACAGUGCGCUUAAAAUAAUUUUCAAUUGAAUACUACAAAUAUUAACACAAUAAUGCAACCGAUUACAAAAAUGUUUACAUGGACCUUUGCCUUGCUCUUAUCAUUAUCUGUUUGUGCAGCCAUCAAACCUGUCGAUAAUGGCAAAUUGCGGGUUUGUGUGGUCGAAUCUAGGGGAAAUUAUCGCAAGGCGCCCAAGUUUUGUCCCCUGCUGGAGGCGACCAGCAACAUUGAGUGCGUUGUUGGCGUGGAUCGUUUGGAUUGUGUGCGUCGCAUUCAAAAGGGUACUGCCCACUUCGGUGUGCUCACCUCCGAGGAUUUGGUUGCUGCUCGCUGGGCAAGUGUUGAGAUUUUAGUAGCCAGUGAGUUGCGUUCACAUGAAUCGCCAUUUGAGUAUGAAAUUGUUGCUGUUGUGGAUAACGAUGCUGGCAUAAACUCAGUUCAUGAUCUGCAUGGGGCCAGACUGUGUCAUCCUGGCUACGGAUUGGGCAAUCACUGGACCGACGUGUUGGCUAAUUAUUUCGAGUCAGCAUUGGUGUCUAAGUCGUGCAAUCCAGGGCUCACCUUGACGGAAGAUCGCAUUGCCGCCUCGUCCAAGUAUUUUGGUCCCAGCUGCAAGGCUGGUCCCUGGGUGCCGGAUCCGAAACAGGAUCGUAUACUUAAGGAUCGUUAUCCGUCAUUGUGCCAGAUGUGCUAUGAUCCAUACAGCUGCGAUGACACCGACAAGCACUGGGGCAGACGUGGCACACUUUAUUGCCUGACCAGCGGUGGGGGCAGCGUCUCUUGGGCGCGGCUCGACGACACACGCAGUCACUUUGGCCUGGCGGGAUUGGGGCCCGAGGGUGAUCCUGCGAAAUAUAGCUAUCUUUGUCCAGACGGUCACUUGCAACCCAUCAAUGUGACGCGGCCUUGUAUAUGGAUCUCGAAGCCGUGGCCCGUAAUUGCCGCACGACGAUCACAUGCCGCUCAGGUGCAGCGUCUGGUCACUGGACUGACGCACGAUGAGCCGGAGAGUUGGCAAAAUGCCUUGCUCAGUGUCCUGGAGACGUAUCAUGUGUUUACCGUGCCGCUUUACAAUGUCAUCUCCAUCGAUGACUAUCUCGAUCAGGCAAUUGGUUUUCAGUCCGCUUACAGUUUUCCAGAAUGUAAUCCGCCUCGUUCAAUUGUCAUGUGCAGCACAUCCAUAAUUGAGCAUAUUAAGUGCUCUUGGCUACAGGAGGCAGCACAGGUGUAUGGCGUAGAGCCAAAUAUUCAAUGCAUACGCACAAUAAACCUGGAGCAGUGCAUGGACGACACCCGCUACAAGAGCGCCGAUGUGCUGCUAGUUAACCAGGAACAGCGUGUAAGGGCGCAAAGGGACUACAAUCUGACUCCGUUGCUCUAUGAGUACGCUGAGCAAAUGCAUGAUCGUUAUGUGACCAUUGCGGUGGUGCACAAGGAUUCGAAAUACAAAAACAUUGAAGAUUUGAAGGGCUCGCGCGCUUGCCUGCCAAGCUAUGAAGGCGCCGCAUAUCUGUCCGUUCUGGAGACGAUUGCGAAUGUGACUGGUACCGUCCAUUCACCGCACGCUUAUUUUCAUCGCUCCUCCUGCUUGUGGCAUCCACAACGUGGUCGCCAGUGUCCACCGCAUUAUGGCGGCGAUGAGGGUGCGUUCCGUUGCCUCGCCGAGGGCGCCGAUGUGGCCUUCAUCAGUUCGGAUGUCUACAAGAAAUAUGUGAGCGGCAACUUAACAUCCGACUGGCUCAAGCCGAGUAUGCAUAAAUCUUACCGCUUGCUGUGUCCGUUUGGAGGCAUUGAACGACACUCGGGGUUCGAGUACUGCUACCUGCACUGGACACCUCGCGGUCAGCUGAUGACACACAAUUCGUCGCUGACGCGCCACAAUGAAAUAUACAAUUCGCUGCGAGACAUGGAUCGUUUGUUUGGCAAGAGAUACAAAAGUGAAACGCGCCCAUUUUCACUCUACGGCGUCUUUGAUAGACGCAAUAAUAUCUUGUUCCAUGACAACACGACAGCACUUUAUGGCACACAUGAGCUGCAGCGGGACGAUGCCAAAAGAACCAUGGAACAUAUUUACGAACGGUAUACGGCGCAGUACUACGCUGUCAAAGGCGACGAGGAUAGUGGAAGUCCCUUAACCAGCAGCAGCAAUAGUUGCUUUAUUUUGUUGCUGUCUGCAUGUGGUUUGUGGCUGCAGCAGCAGCGACGCCAUCCAUUUUAGUCAAGUGCACAAGCUGAACUUUAUUUAUUGUGAUAUUAUUUUAUAUGUGCACAUUGUUAAAGCUAAAUUAUGUUAGGAAUCUCAAAUAUACAAAAACCAUCACAGACGGAAACAA